Molecule: messenger RNA, 5203 nt
Organism: Siniperca chuatsi (mandarin fish)
Lineage: Eukaryota; Metazoa; Chordata; Actinopteri; Centrarchiformes; Sinipercidae
Product: solute carrier family 45 member 3
Exons: 6
Coding region: 415-2127 (570 amino acids)
Cellular component (GO): membrane
Molecular function (GO): sucrose:proton symporter activity
Source: RefSeq, a predicted model, not a curated record
AAAAAGAAGCAGGAUAAAAAAAUAGUCAGCCUCUUGAGCAUAGAGUUGAAGCAGGUGGUCAAAGGAGUCAGUGCAGAUAUGCUCUGCAAGUGAGUGGAGUGGGUUGAUUGGAUAAAGAGGGUGAGCAGCCUUUAAAAUAGAUUAGAUGCUCAAUUUUCAGCAAUGCGAGUGUGUAGAUGGACCUUUUGAACUUUGCUUCUUCGGCUGUCAGAUCCAGAAUGCUGAGAAGAGGAUGAAUCCUCCAGGUCAUCUGAGACAUCCACGUGUCUUUGCUGCUGUCCCUCCCCGACAGCCCUCUUGUCCCACUGGGGCACCAUCUGCCUCCCCAAGCUCCUGCCCGGGUCCCUCCCCCCUCCCCUGCCCCCAGUAGUGGCCAUCCCAGAGGGGAGGAAAGGCGAGCCAGCCCCCGUAAAUAUGCCUGGAUGGAGGUCUCAGUGGCGUCUUGUCCUGCUGAACUCCCUGACCUGUGGCCUGGAGAUCUGUGUGGCAGCUGGGAUCACAUACGUACCCCCACUGCUGCUGGAGGCUGGAGUGGAGGAGCGCUACAUGACCAUGGUGCUAGGUAUUGGUCCAGUGCUUGGCCUUCUGUUCAUUCCUCUGAUUGGCUCAGCCAGUGACCACUGCAACAGCAGUUAUGGCAGACGACGGCCUUUCAUCUGGCUGCUGUCUUUGGGAGUCCUUGUGGCGCUUUUCAUCAUUCCCCAUGCUGAUGUACUGGCCGCACGCCUUGCGUGGGGUGGACGCACCCUCCAGGUGGGCUUCCUUAUCUUUGGGGUUGGGCUCCUUGACUUUUGUGGACAAGUGUGCUUCACACCACUGGAGGCUCUUUUGUCGGACCUGUAUCGGGACGAGGAGGACUGCGGUCAAGCCUUUGCCAUGUUCUCCUUCAUGGUCAGCUUGGGAGGCUGUGUGGGUUAUUUGCUACCUGCGCUGGACUGGAGCCGUGGCCUGCUCUCUGUUUACCUAGGAGGCCAGGCCGAGUGUCUCUUCUCCCUUCUCAUCCUCAUCUUCAUCUCCAGUGUGCUCAUCACCAUGAAGGUGUCUGAGGAACCCUCGUGUGCCAGCAGUGGCUUGGUGGGUUCUGGAUCUUUACUGGAGUCUGGGGCUGGUGCGAUUGAGGCCGGUCGAUGCGGUAUGCCGCGCUCAUGCUGCUACCUGCUGAAGUGCAAGCUAAGGCUGCUGAAGUCUGGACCCCUGCUGUGCCUGCUGAGAACAUGCUGGUCCAUGACCCCAGCAAUCUACAGGAGCUACUGCCAUGUCCCACGGGUGAUGAGGCAGCUGUGUGUGGCUCAGCUCUGCAGCUGGAUGGCUGUCAUGUCUUUUAUGCUUUUCUACACAGACUUUGUGGGGGAAGGCCUCUAUGAGGGCGUGCCCAGUGCAUUACCAGGAAGUGUGUCCAGGCAAAGAUACGAUGAAGGUAUCCGUAUGGGCAGUCUGGGCCUGUUCCUGCAGUGUGCUACCUCAACCUUCUUCUCCCUGGUCAUGAGUCGUUUGGUUCGCCAUUUUGGCUCACGGUGGGUCUACCUGAGCAGUAUGGUGAGCUUCACAGUCUCUGCUUUGGUCAUUUGCCUGUCCAAAAGUGUGGUCUUGGUCACUGUAAUGGCGGCCCUCACUGGCUAUGCGUACGCCACACUGCAGACUCUGCCCUACACACUCACCUGCCACUACCACAAGGAGAAAGAGGUCUAUAUGCCAAAAAGGAAAACCAAAAGCAUGCAUAAAAAUGGUAUUGCAACCAAGCGGGACUCUAUGUAUUUGACUCCUGUGGAAGAGGAGGGCGGACUGAACCACAAAACAGGGACUCCCUACGGGAAUGCCUUCUUCAGCCAGGACAGUUUUGAGUACUACCCCAGUCCACACAGCCAGAACGGCUCAUCUCCCAGCUCCGGUGGCACCGAACAGGAGGAGGCCGAGUCAGGAUAUGAGAAACGUGGUGUGGGUUUGGACUUCGCCAUCUUAGACAGCACCUUCCUCCUCUCUCAGGUUUUCCCCACCCUCUUCAUGGGCAUGAUCGUUCAGUUCGCACAGUCCGUCACUGCCUAUAUCGCCUUCUCUGCCAUCUUCGGUGCUGUCGCCAUCUACUUGGCCAAUCAAAUCAUCUUUGACCAAAAGGAUCUCAAAAGCUGAGACUUAAAUGCAAAAGAUGUGGGAAUGAUGGAAUCGCAAAUAAUCAAUCAGUCAUUCAGGUUCCAUGGGUGGACCUCAACAAUGCACUACUGUUUCCAGAAUGCCUUGCUCUAGUACCGUGUAUUUGCUUUUACAAAAGUUCUGCGUUGGGGAAGUGUGUGUCUGUCAGUGUGCGGCAGGUAAUGAGAGAAAGUGGCUAACGAAAGAAAAUGUCACAAGAGAUGUGUUAUCUGCCAAUGAUGUGCAGUUUCCGUGUUGGGGCAAGGAUUGUUACCUGCCACCUGAAGAGUACCACACGUGACUGUAUGCUCCAGUCAGGUGUGGUACUCUCUGUACUGAAUCUAAUUGAAUUCUAUAGAAAUUGUUCUCAAAACCCUUUGUUGUGACAUCUUUUCUGUCCAUCGUCUUUUUCCUCAGGUACCACAAACAAAAGAUUUACUGUAGAACUCAACCUCAGAUACACAGCUACUAACCGCUUUUUAAAAUGUUUUUUUAUGGUCUUAUCCUGAGCUAUCCACAAUUUUUAAAAGUACAGCCUGUUUUGUGCUCAAACACAGAAUUGGCUUUUACAGACUCAUCUGCAGCAUCACUAAGUCAGUCUGGAGACUGGUCAUCAUCUUAUUGAGACAGGCCUGUCUUUUUUCACAAUGGCAGAAUGGAUAGAUUAAUGCAUUGUUUCUACUCGUUCAGAAAAUAGAAUUACAUGUGGGACCAUUGGACCUGUCCAUCCAGGAUGAAAAACACACUUAAAGGGGUACAGAUUGAUUUACUAUUGCAACUCCAUAAAGUUAAGGGACUUGCAAGAGAUGGUCAAAAUAUCUUUGUCUUUUAGUCCCUACAAGCUUGUAAAAAACGCUGGAUCCUACAUUUCCCAUAAUACAACUCAUCAUCUGUCUGUAGACCUUCCCUACCUGUUAAGUGCCAUCAUCUUUAAAACUCCAUGCCCUCAGUUUGUAACGCAGUUUUUCUUUCAAAUAUUUGAAGUCUCAAGCCUAACUCAAGAUGACCCUCAUGACGUCACGAUGAGAUCAUCAGGGUUAUUUUGUCCAACUUGACAAAGCUCCUCCAGAGCUACAGAGGACAUUACAUAACAGCUUUUGCUAGCUGAGCUACUCCAUGACGAGUAAACUGGCCUAUAUGUGUAAAAUUGAUGGAGUACUAAAAAUGCAGCCCCCAAUCUAGUGUCGCCUAUUAAUUAAUGAAGAGUUUUACUGUAAAUAUUUUAUAUACAAAUUUACUGUAUAUCCCUAUGGGAAUUUUGUUAUGCAACCUGUUGAGGUAAGGUUAUUGACUGGAUAAUAGAGCUGUUUACUGGAACUGGAAAUAUUGCAUCAAACGUCCUUUGCCUAGAUAAUUAGGAGUAGUAGUCUAGUCUAGUGGACUGCCAUCCUGCCCAACUAUGCUUCUGAUCAGGACAGUCGUCUCAGGUUAGUACCUUGUUUUAGUAUCCCAUCCUGUCUUUAUGCCACUGAUAAAACACUUUCCCUGCUGCCUAAACCUUCAUCUUUUACUGUAUUCUCAAAUGACAAUCUAGGACAUCCAGAUGGGCUUGUUAUGUAACGCUGUAUGUAAACAUGUAGGGGGAUGUCUGAUGGAAGCCCACUUCAUAGCACCCAUUCCUGAAAGACCAAAAAAAAAAAAAAAAAGGAAUGCAGUAAAUGGAAAUAUUUGGUUACUGAAAAUGAUGCGAGAGUAGGCACUGUAUAUUGGUGGGUUGAAGGACGAGCUGUGUUUAGGUGUGUGUGUGUGCGCGCGUCUGUGUGUAUGUUUGUAUACAUAACAUGGAGGACAGAGUGACAAGCAUGAGUAAUAUUUAAGUGUAAGGCUAAUGAAAAGUGAUGACUUGAGUGUGUGCAGUUUUUUCUCAUUGGUUAUGAUAAACUGUAUUGACUUUAGCCUGGCCCAUAUGACGCUGUAUGUUACAAUGUAUUGUGGCCUUCAGUUGAGCUUUUGAAAUUGGCCAGUUGGUGUAAACACCGUGCUUUUUACGCAACCUGAACUGAGUUCAUUUGUGCAUUUUGUAUCCAGGUUGUCUGAUCCUACUCGAGGGGUGAUGAAUUAGGUUCAGCAGAUACAAAUAGUCCUGAAGGAUCUUAUUGCUUGAGGUGCACUCCGCAUGGGAGAAGUAAAAACGGCAGAGGAUUUGUUUGUCAUGUUGACACUACUACAGAGUAGAACACUCAAGCAACUGAAUUAUCCUUUUAGCCCCAAAAUGCACAGCAAAAUAUUGUCUAGCAGUAGCUGAAGUGUCAAAAACAUUUGUUUUACAAGUGCCUGUACAUUUUUCAAUUUUUUUUUGUAUGUAUUUAUUUAUGUCUCUAUUACAAAAUAGCACGUAUUAAACUAUUGGCCUCUUUGGCAUCUUUCAUAGGUGCAAGGGUGAUGGCUGUUUCUGUGAAAAAGAUAAAUUAUUUGUAUAGAUGUGGUAUAGAAGCAUCAUCAAAGCUAUAAUUUAUUUUAUCAUUACCCACUUUUCUCCCGUAGCUUUGUAAACAUCACAGAGCCGAUUGCUGAUGUCUGCUGACCAUCAAAGCAGCUGCAGUUGAGAAUACUGAAAGCUAUCAGAAUUUGCCCCUGUGGUCAUUAUCCAUGUAGCCUGUAUCAGCUGAAAACUUUAUUCACAUCACACAACUGAGAUUCUUUGAUAUUUCUUUGUUUUUUCUGGUGCAGCUGGUAUAUAUGAGAAACCUCAUAAUUUUGUCAAUACUGCUUUAUCUGGGUCUAAUAUAACCACUUGUUUCUUCUUAUCAGAGUUCUGUUUUAUUGUUAAACUUAACAGAUAAACAUUACAGAUAUCUUUAACUGGAUGGGUGGAGUUGUUUUCAGUCCCUAUCACUCUCAACCAAAUGUCCUGUUUAAUUUCAGACAAAAAGUGCCGAUGGUCUGACUAUGUUAAGGCCAGAAGUUAUUGUGUCCUGAUGUGAUUGAUCAGGUUAUUUAAAUCAGUUUUUGUCACAAGAUUUCAGUCAUAACAAAAAGUUGUAUUUCAUUUUCAUUAUACAUCUAUCAGAUUGUGUAUAAGUAUGCAGUUACCAAAUAGAUUUUAUACAAAAUAAAAGAACUGCAUUGUUAAUGA